AUGUAUUUGAUUCAAUAUCAUCGAAUUGAUACGUGUUUAAUAUGCUUUUCUUAUUUGCAUUCUUGUUUUUUUCUUUGUUUUCGUUUUUUCUUUCUCUCAUUCCAUAUUUCUUCUUUCUUUACUUCUUUCGUUUUUUUUUUACCUUCAUCCUUCUCUCCGUCUUUGAUUCUGCCAUUUUUCUUUCCCUCCCUCUUUCAAUCCUUAUUUUCUCACACAUUCUUUUCUUCGUUUCUUUUUUCCUAUCGUUCCUUCCUUACCUUCUAUCGUUCCUUCCUUCUUUUCUUUCCUUUCUAUCGUUCGUUCCUUCCUUCCUUUCUAUCGUUUCUUCCUUCCUUCCUUCCUUCCUUCCUUCCUUCCUUCCUUCCUUCCUUUCUAUCGUUCGUUCCUACCUUUCUAUCGUUUCUUCCUUCGCUCCUUCCUUCCUAUCGUUCCUUCCUUACCUUCUAUCGUUCCUUCCUUCUUUUCUUUCCUUUCUAUCGUUUCUUCCUUCCUUCCUUUCUAUCGUUCGUUCCUACGUUCCUACCUUUCUAUCGUUUCUUCCUUCUCUCCUUCCUUCCCUUCUAUCGUUCCUUCCUUCUUUCCUUCCUUUUUAUCGUUCCUUCCUUCCUUCCUUUCUAUCGUUUCUUCCUUCCUUCCUUUCUAUCGUUCGUUUCUUCCUUCCUUCCUUUCUAUCGUUUCUUCCUUCGCUCCUUCCUUCCUAUCGUUCCUUCCUUCUUUCUUUCCUUUCUAUCGUUCCCUCCUUCCUUCCUUCCUUUCUAUAGUUCGUUACUUCCUUCCUUCCUUUCUCUCGUCCCUUCCUUCCUUCCUUCCUUCCUUCCUUCCUUCCUUCCUUUAGAUAUAUCCGUAAAUGUUUCAUUCCUAUCAAUACUUUUCUCUCUUUCUCUAUCUGUUUCCCCCCGCUUAAUAUCUCUUAUUGUUUUUCUAUUUCUUCUCACUCUCUCUCUCUUUCUUUGUCUAUCUUUGAAUCUUAGCACGCUCUCUUUCACUCACCUUUACUUACCCCUCAUCUCCGUUUCUUUUCAUCAACCUCUCUCUUUCUUGACUCUCUCUUUCUUAUCUUCCUUUCUUCUCUCAUCGGUUUUCCAAUUAAUACCGACGGACGUUAGUCAUCUCUUUCUCUUCUGCAGCCUCUUAAUAUUUCGUCCAAUCCUUUCUCCGUUCAUCUCCAUCUCUUCGUCAUUUUUAUUCGACCUCUUCUUUCUUUCUUUCUUUCUUUCUUUCUUUCCUUCUUUCUUUCUUAUCGUCUAUAUUUUUAUCGCUUUUCUAACUGAUUUCUCCUUUACAUUCAUUUCCUUUAUUCCAUUCUUUCUUCCUUUUUCUCUUUCUUUCUUUCUUUCUUUCUUUCUUUCUUUCUUUCUUUCUUUCUUUCUUCCAAUAAGUUUAAACGGCAUUUAUUUAUUUACGUCACCGGUUUUAUUUCUUUUACGUCACCGGUUUUAUUAUCUACGUUUUUCGCAAGCGUCUUGA
This is a messenger RNA of Acanthosepion pharaonis, 1467 nucleotides long. The record is from the annotation of a GenBank genome assembly. Lineage: Eukaryota; Metazoa; Mollusca; Cephalopoda; Sepiida; Sepiidae.